Molecule: messenger RNA, 1771 nt
Organism: Macrosteles quadrilineatus (aster leafhopper)
Lineage: Eukaryota; Metazoa; Arthropoda; Insecta; Hemiptera; Cicadellidae
Product: methionine aminopeptidase 1D, mitochondrial
Exons: 6
Coding region: 125-991 (288 amino acids)
Biological process (GO): proteolysis
Molecular function (GO): metalloaminopeptidase activity
Source: RefSeq, a predicted model, not a curated record
GAUACUAAAGCUGUUUGUUAGUGUAAUAUAUAUUUUACAGUUCACACCACCUCCAAUAACCGCUAGUUUUGUUUAUGACAAGAAAGGGUUCAAUGUAAGGAGAUUUGGAGAGUAUGAAUUAGUCAUGCCGAGUAAGACAAACAAGCCAUCUCAACUGAAAGAAAUCCCAAAGAACGUAGUUACCCCAAAGUACUACAAAACUGCCCAACCCACAAUGGGACCCUCCACACCAGAAAUCAAGAGUACAGAGCAAAUUAAUGGAAUGCGACAAAGUUGUAGGCUGGCCCGAGAAAUCCUGGAUUCUAUCCACUCCAUUAUAAAGGUAGGGAUGACAACAGAUGAGUUGGAUGAUUAUGUACACAACUUGACCGUCAGUAGAGGAGCUUACCCGUCGCCUCUCAACUACAAGGGAUUUCCCAAGUCUAUCUGUACAUCAGUCAACAAUGUCGUCUGCCACGGCAUACCAGACCAUAGACCGCUGCAUGAUGGAGACAUUGUUAAUGUGGAUAUCACAGUUUUCUUCAAAGGCUACCAUGGAGAUUGUUCGGCAAUGUUUUAUGUGGGGAAUGUAGAUGAAAAAGGAAAACAACUCUCCAGAGUUACCUUGGAAUCUCUCAAUGAGGCCAUCAAAGUAUGUGGUCCUGGAAGACCAAUAUCCGAUAUAGGUAACACAGUUGACCGCAUAGCAAGGAAAAAUAGAAUGAGAGUGGUUGCUGAAUACAUCGGCCAUGGUAUUGGUACUUAUUUCCAUGGCUACCCUGAAGUCCUUCAUUACGCCAACAACGAGAAAGGACUGAUGUUACCUGGGAUGACGUUCACCAUCGAACCAAUCUUGGCUCAAGGCUCUGGUCGGAUGACAGUGUUAUCAGAUGGCUGGACGUCGGUCACCAUGGACGGGUCUCGUGCGGCUCAGUGGGAGCAUACGGUCCUGAUCACUCGCUCAGGAGUAGAAGUUCUCACUGGACCAGACCAUGUCUUGCCUGAGGGUUGAAGUCAGUCCAUGAUGUCAGCGAGAAUCAUCACCAAAGACCCACCGAUGUGUGGAUGUGAUUAUAAAUUUGCUCUGAUAAAUUAGGCAGAUUUGUUAUUUGUUUCUUCCCAGUCUCGAAGAGUUUGAAUAAUACGUUGAAAAAGUAGAUCAUUGGUUUUAUGCCAACGUAGGUUUGAAAUUAAGUUUCCAAAUGUGAUUCAAGUGCCUAUUAAAUAAAAUAUUAUUGACAUAUACAAACUUAAGGGAACCUCAUCUGAAUUCAAGGAAAACUUAAAUCUCUAAAUUUUUCUUAUAUUUUUACAUGCCAAUAACAGUAAAAAAUUAAGGAAACUGAAUCCAUAUUUUUAAAAAAAUACUCCCGUGCAGCAAACCUGCAAACUAACUCUUCAAGAUUGGGAUUCGCCAUGUUGUGCCAAUGUUGUGAUGUCAAAUGAAUAUUGAAAAUGUUGUAGACUUUAAACUUUUGAUAGAUAGGCGAGUAAUUUUAAGAUAAGAUCUGACACAUAUUGAUUGGUUAUUUCUAGCUUUUAUUUGAAACACUAUGUGGUGUAUUUAGUUAAGAAGGUUUUAUGAAGUGUUUGCAGCAUCUUCAAAUAUUAAAAUAUAUUUGUAUCCCCCGAGAGAGAAACUUAUUUUAUUUAUUUACAGCAUCACACUACAUCAAUAUAAUUGACAGGUUAAUUGUCAAUAGAAAUAGUCUUAGGGAGCCAUACUCAAAAUAAGACUGAUAUGUGACACAUUGUUGAAUUAUUUAUUAAACUUUAUUGUUAUAUUUGUGUA